Miscanthus lutarioriparius is the source of this 501-nucleotide messenger RNA. Lineage: Eukaryota; Viridiplantae; Streptophyta; Magnoliopsida; Poales; Poaceae. The record is from the annotation of a GenBank genome assembly.
AUGGGCCAGCUGCUGGAGCUGCGGGGAGGCUGGGCGGGCUCCGGCUUCCUGUUGGGCCGUCCUGGUGAGAUUGGCCUACGCAGCUACGCUGGGUCGUGGCUGGCCCUGAGGAAAAGCCGAUGUUCUUGGUCAACUACAAGGGCAAGGAGAAGCAAUCUAUAUGCCAAGGUGAAGGAUAUUGUUGAGGCCUUCCUCGGCUCCCCGAUCAAGAACGUUCUGGUUGUGGUCACCGUGCCUGCCUAUUUCAAUGACUCCUGGAGGAAGGCCACCAAGGAUGUGAGGUCUAUCAUGCACACGAGUUUAGCCUACCUGAGCUCAAACAAGUUCAUGUACCUUAUGUGGCUGGUCAACCACUCAAAAAGUCAAAAUCAAAUGCUCGCUGACAUUGCAGCACAUGGAAAGUUUUUGAUUCAGACCCAGAUCGACUGUAAUAGUUCCUACAAUCUUUCCAAAAUAGUAACCACUAUGCAUCCAACUCUUGAACUUGCUGGUGGUAACUAG